Molecule: messenger RNA, 1109 nt
Organism: Chlamydomonas reinhardtii
Lineage: Eukaryota; Viridiplantae; Chlorophyta; Chlorophyceae; Chlamydomonadales; Chlamydomonadaceae
Exons: 2
Coding region: 38-706 (222 amino acids)
Molecular function (GO): ubiquitin-protein transferase activity; metal ion binding
Source: RefSeq, a predicted model, not a curated record
UCUGAGGAGCAAUUCCUCCCGCCGGACCUCUGUGAGGAUGGCGGCGAGCGCCGAGGAGCCUGCCGCCUCUUCGCCCUCUUCCCCCGACGUGCGCUCCAGCGAGCAGCAGCAGCCGACGCCGGCCUCCGGGGGGGAUGACGCGGCGGAGCUGCGGCGGCGUGUGACCGACUCAACUGGGUGCAUGGAGGAGCUGGGGGCGGCGAAGGGGCAGUGGGCCGGCGAUGUGGGUCGGAGGCUUUUCGUUUUUGGCGCUUUUACUACGACUCUGACAGCUUGCGUGGCAGUGGUGCCCGCGGCACGGCCGCAGCUGUACCAGCAGGCGCGAGAGCAGCAGCCUGGAGCGGCGGAGGCAGCGGCGGCGGUGGGGGUGUGCGCAGUGGGCUCAACGCCCGGACCCUACCCGGGCAUCCGCCUGCCGCGCACCAGCCCCAUUCCCGGCCAGGUGGUCACACUGGACAACGUAUGCGUGGGGCUGGUGGUGCGGCGCGGCCCGGACUGGGACAAGAUCUACACCAAUUUCAUGGAGGCUGGGGUCGACGGUGGCCCCGGCAAUGACGGCGUAGUGACGGACGUCAGCAAGACUGGCAGGUACGCCUCUGUGCGCUGGAAUGCCACCGGCGAGACAAGCUAUAGCUGCAACAUCACCGGCAAGCCCGGAUACCACGAGCUGGUGGUGGCGCCGGCGGAGGCGCAGCGGAAUUGCUGAUUUGAGUGGUGUACGGUGCAUGAGGAAAUGGCGCGGCAAAUAAUAAGAGGCAUGCAACUGGCAGUUGCAUGCCUGGCACUGGGAUAUAGUGUAGUAGGCAGGUAGGGCUUAAGGGUGCCAAGUUCGUGAUGUUGAGGACGGAUUCCGGUGGUUGUGGCCUGUGCGGCCAUCUAUCGCUCGACGACUGUGUGCGUGUUGGGCGGGUGCGUGCGUGCACAAAGACGCACACGGCUCAUGGUUGCGUCCGGUGGCGUUGCGCGUAGGUACAGCAGGGGUGGGGGCACGCAUUGGUAUGCAGUACUGAUAGCUGUCAGACGCUUGUUGCUGGGUAAGCCUCAUGGGACAUGGGAGCGGGAGCUUGACAGUUGAUAAUGCAGUGUUGCGCAUGUAAGCCGGGACGUCG